Messenger RNA from Suillus plorans, 1038 nucleotides. RefSeq lists its product as uncharacterized. Bases 483 to 761 code for a protein of 92 amino acids. Lineage: Eukaryota; Fungi; Basidiomycota; Agaricomycetes; Boletales; Suillaceae. The record is from RefSeq and is a predicted model, not a curated record. The transcript has a single exon.
AACAAUUGAUCUGUUUCGUCACUGCAUGGCAGAACUCUGGGAAGGUGUUCUUAGCGUGUAAAUGGGAAAACCAAAUGUCACAGCCGUUGGCAGAGGUGUGCCACUGGGCUCUUGCAGGGAAAUUACUCAUCAGCUACAUCGAUGCUGACAGCUGAUUCAUAUGCAGGCUAGUUCACUUGAUCCACUUCUGGGGUCGAAUUACCUUGCUUAGUAGGUUCACGGAACACGUGACCACAGCAGUAACAUCCAAUGUCUUGGACCACAGUCAUUGAUUUACUUAGUAGAGCACUCGUGCUAAUUCUCAGCCGUAACUUUUAUCAUUUUGAGACGCUAAUGUAUGUCAAUUGCUAGAUCAUGCCGCUAAUAGUUUCAGCCUACGCAGACGGCAUGUCACGCGUCACGAGCAAUCAUUCAAUUGAAUUGCGAAGGCGAGUAGUACGAGCUUCCUUUUGCCAUCAUAUCAGCGACCCGAAACCCGCACCAUGAUGCAUGUGCAUGAUCGACCGAGGAUUGUGCUAGAAGUGCUACUUACGUAUUUAGGGUCAGCCUAUCUGCCGGCACAACCGGUUCCGCCUGACCAUGCAGAACAAUUGAUCUGUUUCGUCACUUCAUGGCAGAACUCUGGAAACGUGUUCUUAGCGUGUAAGUGGGAAAACCAGAUGCUUACAGCUGUUGACAGAACGCUAGGCCAGUCCCAAAAAAGAAACCGAGUCCAACUUUCAACUUCCGACAUGGGACAUUACAGCCUGGGGAACCUAUAAUUCGUGGUAUCUGACCGGACAUUGUAACUCAAAAAACGCUGUCCUGUUUUAUUUUUGACGAUUUGCCUAGCGUUUUAUGGAUGUAAGUGAUUAAUUAAUUAUCAGACCCGUAGGCCACCGUCCGUCUAUACUAUAACCUUUUGUUUGUCCUAAAAACUCAGCUUCCGCGUUUAGGAUAAUGCCUCCUAUCUUAGCCGUAGUAGCCGUCCUUCCUAAACCUUUUGUUCCAGUUUGAUGAACCUUCUCUCUCAUCUUCUCUUCAUACAACUUUCCUGAA